AAGGACUUCAAAAACUCGUAGGCUCCGGGCCCUAGGCACCGUACAGGGAGGCGGGCAGCAGUGCGGGGGCGGGAAGCAAACGCGCCAACCACGCGUGUCCGCGCGCAGGUGCCGGGGGCGGCGGCGGCGGCAACUCCGCAGCGUCUGCCCAGGAGGAGAGUUCGCGGCAGCUCGCGGGAUGCUCCUAGAUGCAAGAUGUGUCUCUGGCCAGCAGGAGGAAGGAAGAGGAAGUGAGAGCAGCGGCAGCCGGCGGCAGCGGCCGGCGACCCGAGUGUAAGUGCGUGCGUUCGGGCAGCGGCGGCGGGCGAGGAUGGGCACGAGAUAGAGGCAGAGCCACCGCCGUCCACGGCCCCGAGAGGGGCGACAGAACCUCGGGCACCGGUCUACGGCCCCCGCCCCGGCGCUCCGGCCCCUGAGAGCCCUCGUCACCGCGUCCUGAGACCCCGGGCAGAUAUAGCCACGUGUGACGAUCUACGCAGUAGGAUCCCCUUUUCCACCGGCUCCGGACUUCCUCCAUCACACAAUGCCGCCGCCUGCGGAUAUCGUGAAGGUGGCCAUAAAAUGGCCUGGCGCCUACCCUAAAUUCAUGGAGAUUGACCAGAAAAAACCACUGUCUGCAAUAAUAAAGGAAGUCUGUGAUGGGUGGUCUCUUGCCAACCAUGAAUACUUUGCACUGCAGCAUGCUGAUAGCUCAAACUUCUACAUCACGGAAAAGAAUCGCAAUGAAAUAAAGAACGGAUCUAUCCUUCGAUUAACCACAUCUCCGGCUCAAAAUGCCCAGCAGCUCCAUGAACGAAUACAGUCAUCAAGUAUGGACGCCAAGCUGGAAGCCCUGAAGGAUCUGGCCAGCCUCUCCCGGGAUGUUACCUUUGCUCAGGAGUUCAUAAACCUGGAUGGCAUCUCACUCCUCACUCAGAUGGUAGAAAGUGGCACAGACCGAUACCAGAAGUUGCAGAAGAUUAUGAAGCCUUGCUUUGGAGACAUGUUGUCCUUCACUUUGACAGCCUUUGUGGAGCUCAUGGACCAUGGCAUCGUGUCAUGGGAUACAUUCUCAGUGGCAUUCAUAAAGAAGAUAGCAAGCUUUGUGAACAAGUCUGCCAUAGACAUCUCAAUCCUGCAGAGGUCCUUGGCCAUUUUGGAGUCAAUGGUUCUCAACAGCCAUGAUCUCUACCAAAAGGUAGCCCAGGAGAUCACCAUUGGCCAACUCAUUCCUCACCUUCAGGGGACAGAUCAAGAAAUCCAGACUUACACUAUUGCUGUAAUCAACGCGCUUUUCCUGAAGGCCCCUGACGAGAGGAGGCAGGUUGGUGUAGAGAGCAAUGUUGACAUCCUUGAUUGUCCUCUGACUGAGAUGGCUAAUAUCUUGGCUCAGAAGCAGCUGCGCUACAUCAUUUUAACACAUGUCAUCCGAGCGCAGAGGGCCAUCAACAACGAGAUGGCACACCAGUUGUAUGUGCUCCAAGUGCUGACCUUUAACCUUCUGGAAGACAGGAUGAUGACCAAGAUGGACCCCCAGGACCAGGCUCAAAGAGACAUCAUCUUUGAACUUCGAAGAAUUGCUUUCGAUGCUGAGUCGGAACCGAAUAACAGCAGCGGCAGCAUGGAGAAACGCAAGUCCAUGUACACGCGGGAUUAUAAAAAGCUUGGCUUCAUUAAUCAUGUCAAUCCCGCCAUGGACUUCACACAGACCCCUCCUGGCAUGCUGGCUCUGGACAACAUGCUGUAUUUCGCUAAACAUCAUCAGGAUGCAUACAUCCGGAUUGUGCUUGAGAACAGCAGCCGGGAGGACAAGCACGAGUGUCCUUUCGGCCGCAGCAGUAUAGAACUGACCAAGAUGCUGUGCGAGAUCCUGAAAGUGGGCGAGCUGCCUAGCGAGACCUGCAAUGACUUCCACCCGAUGUUCUUCACCCACGACAGAGCCUUUGAGGAGUUCUUCUGCAUCUGUAUCCAGCUCCUGAACAAGACAUGGAAGGAAAUGAGAGCAACCUCUGAAGACUUCAACAAGGUAAUGCAGGUGGUGAAGGAGCAGGUUAUGAGAGCGCUGACAACCAAGCCUAGCUCCCUGGACCAGUUCAAGAGCAAACUGCAGAACCUGAGCUACACUGAAAUCCUGAAAAUCCGCCAGUCUGAGAGGAUGAACCAGGAAGAUUUCCAGUCUCGCCCGAUUUUGGAACUAAAGGAGAAGAUCCAGCCAGAAAUCUUAGAGCUGAUCAAACAGCAGCGCCUGAACCGCCUCGUGGAAGGAACCUGCUUUAGGAAACUCAACGCUCGUCGGAGACAAGACAAAUUUUGGUAUUGUCGGCUUUCACCGAAUCACAAGGUCUUACAUUAUGGUGACUUGGAAGAGAGCCCCCAAGGAGAAGUGCCCCAUGAUUCCCUGCAGGACAAAUUGCCGGUGGCAGAUAUCAAAGCAGUGGUGACGGGAAAGGACUGCCCUCACAUGAAAGAGAAAGGUGCCCUUAAACAAAACAAGGAGGUGCUUGAGCUUGCUUUCUCCAUAUUGUAUGACUCAAAUUGCCAACUGAAUUUUAUUGCGCCUGACAAGCAUGAGUAUUGCAUCUGGACAGAUGGGCUGAACGCGCUGCUUGGGAAGGACAUGAUGAGCGACUUGACACGGAAUGACCUAGACACCCUGCUGAGCAUGGAGAUCAAGCUCCGCCUGUUGGACCUGGAAAAUAUCCAGAUCCCGGAUGCUCCUCCACCCAUCCCCAAGGAGCCCAGCAACUAUGACUUCGUCUAUGACUGUAAUUGAAGUGGCUGGGCCUGGACACAUUCCUCCUAAACUGGAAGAUCUAGCUAUGAGCAGAGAGGAGCGCAAACACACCCACGUGUUGGGACCAUUCUUUGGUGGUGGGAAGCUGCAGAUCAACCCUUCCUUUGGCCUCAUUUUUAGCUCUAGCUUUUUUUUUUAACUGUUUUUUUUUUUUUUUUUUUUGGCUUCUUACCAUCUCCUUGAAUCUACUUCCUGACUCAGUAUUUCAGAUCACUCCACUGCUACCGCUCACUGGUGGGUCAUGAGCAAAACCCACCACUAGUAAGAAAGUCAAAAAAUCUUCUCAUUCUAACCUGAUGUGGCCAUGUCCUUCUGCCCUUCUUCCUUCUUGCCUGGAGUAGGAAAUCCAAUUAGCCCCAUGCUGCCCCAAAUUUGCUAACUAAACCAUGAAAAAUGCCUAAGGCCAGGAUUGGGUAAAAUAGCUCUGUUACUGGACAAGAAGACCAAAGGCCGCCACCUUCUACCCCUUCUUUCUAGGGUCAACUCACAUCAUCAGCUCUCUGUGAGUUGAGAUCGCUUUUGCAUCUCCUCUCUUUCCCUUCCUGGCCUUGAUCUUGCUCUGGUCCACUUUGGUUCCCUGAGUAGCAGCAGCAGCCUCAUUCCAGUCCUCUGCAGCACCAGGUCUCUUAGACAGUCCAUAGAGCCCAUGCCUGCUCCUUGUCUGCACUGUGACCAUGACCAUGACCAACCUCUCUGUCACACUAUCUAGUCUUGGGCCUCCUCUCCUUACCCCAGCCCAGACCUGCCUUCUUCAUUUCUUCAAGCUCCCAGCAGCCCCUUAGCAGAAAGCACAAAUGAAGUUAGUAGUCCUGCUCCAUCUCAAAUAGACUAAACCUAACAGCCUCUAAGGCGGCUGGCUGUUGUUAUCCAACGGUUCCGUGUCACCUUGUCCUUGGGGCUCCUGCUACGACCCAGGUUCUCCAGGGUGGUCAAGCUGUCAGACAUCCAAGUUUACAUCGUUGUAAUUAUUCUAGGUCUUUACAAUUUACAAGGGUUUGGGAUUAUUUUGUUUUGUUUUGUUUUUGGCUUUGUUUUUGUAUAAAAGAGUCUAACAUUUUUUUGCCAAACAGAUAUAUAUUUAAUGAAAAGAAGAGAUACAUAAAUGUGUGUACUUUCAAGUUUGUUUUUAAUUAUUUUAAUCCCAAACAUCUUCCUGAGAAUAACAUUCCCUUAAACAUGCUGUGGAAUAAAAUUAAAUGUGACGA
Molecule: messenger RNA, 3978 nt
Organism: Chionomys nivalis (European snow vole)
Lineage: Eukaryota; Metazoa; Chordata; Mammalia; Rodentia; Cricetidae
Gene: Elmo1
Product: engulfment and cell motility 1
Exons: 23
Coding region: 524-2752 (742 amino acids)
Biological process (GO): actin filament organization; cell motility
Cellular component (GO): plasma membrane; guanyl-nucleotide exchange factor complex
Source: RefSeq, a predicted model, not a curated record